This is a messenger RNA of Auanema sp. JU1783, 1869 nucleotides long. The record is from the annotation of a GenBank genome assembly. NCBI's taxonomy places the organism in Eukaryota, Metazoa, Nematoda, Chromadorea, Rhabditida, Rhabditidae.
AUGUCUUCUGUUCUGAUCUUCGUAUGCUUACUACUACCAUUCCUCAUCGAUAUCACACUUUGUGCUGCAGCUCAGCUGGACUUGAAGGCCACUCUCGUAGCCGAUCAUUCGCGUAAAACUUUCCGACAAGAUGCGAGCGAUGAUUUAGUAGCUGCGUUGCUUCAAGAUCAACCAUCAACCACUAGCUCUAAUACUCUUAAAGAUCAUGGAAUAGCUUCAGAACCUUUGAAAGACUUUGCGCACACUUUCAUUGAAUCUGCUCGCAGUUCUAUGGAAGAUAGCGAAGAUCCAAAUAUUUUUCGCAAAUUCUGGUAUGAUCCAAGAUACAAGAUACAUGAUCUCUGUGAACCGGAACGAAGCGGUCAUCAGACGAAUGAACUAAUAUGGACAGAGUCUGGUGAUAGAAUAUUAAAAGUAAUCGGGAAUGGAGUUGUCAAAGACGGUUAUAACAUGUUUAUGGCUCCUUCACAAGCUUGGGGUGAAAGAACGGAUGUUCACGUGGCUAUUUAUAUAGAAUCAAUGUCUUCAUUUAAAGCUCAAACAAUGGAUUUCGAAGUCGAUAUGUAUUUAGCUAUGGGAUGGUUUGAUCGACGUUUAGCACACAAUUGUACUUAUCCUAUUUUGGUAACAAAUAAAUUAAUAGCUGAUAGAAUGUGGCAUCCAGAUUUGUAUUUUGUAAAUUCCAAAUUUGCAUAUUUACAAGAAGUUACAACUCCAAACAUGAUGGUUAUCAUCUAUCCAGACGGUUUAAUAUUCAAAUCUAUGAGAUUAGAUGUUACUUUAUCCUGUAUGAUGGAUUUAAAACUGUUUCCAAUCGACUACCAGGAAUGCCCUCUGGUUAUUCAAAGCUAUGCUUAUAUUGAACAACUAGUCAAUCUAACAUGGCAUGUUGAUCCUCCAUACUUUCCAAUCGGUUCUAAUGCAGAUAUCAAACUCAAUGAUAUGGCAAUCACAAAGACAAAAUUCGAGAAAUGUGCUGGUCCUUAUCCAAUGUUCAGAGGGGCAGCUGAUUGGAGUUGUAUUCGAGCAUUUAUUGUGAUGAAACGACUCGUAUUAUUCCAUAUUAUUCAGACAUAUAUUCCGACGGGUAUGUUGGUAUCAAUUUCUUGGAUGUCAUUUUGGUUAGAUCCUCGAGCAUCUCCAGCUCGAAUAUCUUUGACAAUCACAUCUCUCCUCACUUUGACAACGAUGAGUAAUGGUGCUCGUCAAGAUCUACCGCAAGUGUCUUACAUUAAAGCCUUGGACAUCUGGCUGACGUUCUCACAGGCUCUUAUCUUUCUUGUACUCCUAGAAUAUUCAUUUGUAUCCUUUUAUGUAACAAAAAGGGUGUUUGAUUGUGUUCAUAGACGAGCUUACAACCAUCAAAAACUUCGAAACAACAAUGUUCACAAGUUAUCGGAUGAUGAAAACAUGAAAACCCAAGAUGACAUUCCUGAAUCAUAUCCGUUUGCGCGGUGCGACAGUCCUCCUCUAGCCUCCAGAACGGAUGCAGCGAAAAGCCGAACAGGAGGUGGUCCAGCUUUUUCUUUAUCACAAGGAUUAUCAGCUUGUAUGAAUCAUACAGCGACUUUAUUCGGAACGGCUCUUGUGGCCGAGCGAAUCGCCACCACAGAAUGGCUUGAGAGUGAAGCUGAGAAUAGUGCGCUCAUGUCAGCUACACCACAUGCAGCAGCUCAUAUCUACAGCAAGUACGAUUUCACAAAGCCCUGUCAGAAGUGCGCUUUACGAAAUGAGCGUAUAGCACGACGCAUAGAUAGAUAUAGUCGAUGGGUGUUUCCGACGACAUUUUCCAUUUUUUGUAUUUCCUACUGGCUAUACUUCUCAUGGAGGAAUUCGCUGAAUGAAGCUGCUGCAGCAGAUAAAACUUAA